Molecule: messenger RNA, 642 nt
Organism: Chlorella variabilis
Lineage: Eukaryota; Viridiplantae; Chlorophyta; Trebouxiophyceae; Chlorellales; Chlorellaceae
Exons: 4
Biological process (GO): deoxyribonucleotide biosynthetic process
Molecular function (GO): oxidoreductase activity
Source: RefSeq, a predicted model, not a curated record
AAGGAGCCCAUCCUGCAGGCAAACAAUGAACGCUUCUGCCUGCUGCCAGUCAAAUACGACCGCUGCUUCGAGUACUACAAGCAGGCGCAGGCCAGUUACUGGACGGCAGAGGAGGUGGAUCUGAGCCAGGACAUGCGGGACUGGCGGAAGCUGACGGAUGAUGAGCGCCACUUUGUGUCGUAUGUCCUCGCCUUCUUUGCCGCGUCUGAUGGCAUCGUGCUGGAGAACCUGUCCACGCGCUUCAUGCAGGAGGUGCAAAUCCCGGAGGCCCGCGCUUUUUACGCUUUCCAGAGUGCCAUUGAGGCGGUGCACAGCGAGAUGUACGGGCUGCUGCUGGAGCAGUACAUUCGGGACCCAGACGAGCGCGACCUGCUCUUCCACGCCGUGGAUACCAUCCCCUGCGUCCAGAAGAAGGCGCAGUGGGCGAUGAAGUGGAUAGAGAGUAGCAGCUGCUUUGCAGAGCGGCUGGUGGCAUAUGCGUGCGUGGAGGGUAUCCACUUCUCAGGCUCCUUCUGCUCCAUCUUCUGGCUGAAGAAGCGCCAGCUCAUGCCGGGGCUGACCUUUAGCAAUGAGAUGAUUAGCCGCGACGAGGGGCUGCAUACGGACUUUGCCUGCCACCUGUACGAGCUACUACAGAACAGG